AUGCUUGCUGUACUUCUCCUAUGUCUACAUCUCUUUGCUCUGGCGGCGAAUACAGUGCCUGCUGCCUUUCUAUCCGGUACUGCCACGACACCGCUCUCACCGGGCGCUACCGAUACUCCGAAUGUCAGUCUCAACAGCUCGUCGCCCCUAAGCGCCAAUGUAUCCUCAAACGACAAUCUAGCUACUAAGCUAGGCGAUAUUGGAAUGCUUUGCAGCAAACCCAAUCCAGCUCGUGUCCUUAAUCAUCGCGACUUCUACCUCAACUCCAUGAGUAUAAUUCAUCAGCUCGCGCUCAAAGACUCAGGCGGACCGGGCAAUCGCCCCACGGAGCCUGCAAGAGUCAUAAGUUUGGUUGGUGCGGACCACGUCGUGAUUCGGAUUGGUGGGGGACCAGAAGGCACACAGCGGCUUAGGCGCGACCAUUACCUGAAAAUUACCUCCGAGAUGAUGGAUACGGAGAGUCGGGUGUACGGGAUGUCGGAGGUUUACUGCACCAUGCGAGACCAGGUCUUUGGGUCCAUCAUUGCGAGAUACGAAGUCACACCCAGAGAUCCAACAGAGGCCCUGCCUUCAUUUGAUGCGAACGUCGAGUAUGUGACUGAAAAUCCCUUCACCAUCACCACUGAAGCCGAUGGAGCGACUGACGGGAACGUGCUUCCUAACCCAUUCGUGAUCUCAAACUGGGCAGAUGACUCGGAGAUCGGACCUGCAGCUUUCUACGUGCCUAUUGCAGCAGCUAUGUUCACGCUUUCGAUGCAACCUAAAAGUAUGGUGGAAGCAGAGUGUUCCCUGACUCUGGCACAGUAUCCGACAAAUGGCGAAAUAAGAAGUGUGAGAGCGCCGUAUGGGCCCACCAGACGAGCGAUGGAUGUGAGGGAAAUGAUUGAGGCACUGUUCUAUCUGGUGCAUCAGGCUGUCAAUAGGGUUGACACACAGGGGAAAAAAUAUGUGUGUAUUGUUGAGUCGACGUCGCAGGGAAAAAAGAUAGGAGCGCUGACAAUUCAGAAACGGAGGGUUGGCGGACAAGUCUUGAAUGCAGGCGAGGUAGAUGUGUCAUAA
This is a messenger RNA of Bacidia gigantensis, 1059 nucleotides long. RefSeq lists its product as uncharacterized. Lineage: Eukaryota; Fungi; Ascomycota; Lecanoromycetes; Lecanorales; Ramalinaceae. The record is from RefSeq and is a predicted model, not a curated record. The coding region runs from base 1 to 1059 and encodes 352 amino acids. The transcript has 2 exons.